Molecule: messenger RNA, 1592 nt
Organism: Miniopterus natalensis
Lineage: Eukaryota; Metazoa; Chordata; Mammalia; Chiroptera; Miniopteridae
Source: RefSeq, a predicted model, not a curated record
AUGAAGACAGGCAUCCUGGCCUGGGACUUCACUCGCCUGAUGCCCAGUUUUAUCUCCCCAGUUCCAUGUCUCCUUUCAGAGUGGUCGGGAGCCCUUGUGUCAGAAAGGAGGACUCCUGAAUCUGGUACCAGGGCCAUUGAACCAGAGCUGGCCUUCCAGGUCCUGAGGUCUCCUAACCUAUCUUGCACACUCUUCACUAACCGUUGCCCUUGGGGUCUCUGCAGAGCAAACUUGGUGGAUCUCCAGAAGAAGCUAGAGGAGCUAGAGCUUGACGAGCAGCAGAAGAAGCGUCUAGAAGCCUUCCUCACCCAGAAGGCCAAGGUUGGGGAGCUCAAGGAUGAUGACUUCGAAAGGAUCUCAGAGCUGGGAGCCGGGAACGGCGGGGUGGUCACCAAGGUCCAGCACAGACCUUCAGGCCUCAUAAUGGCAAGAAAGCUGAUUCACCUGGAGAUCAAGCCGGCCAUCCGGAACCAGAUCAUCCGCGAGCUACAGGUGCUGCAUGAGUGUAAUUCCCCAUACAUUGUGGGCUUCUACGGGGCCUUCUACAGCGAUGGGGAGAUCAGCAUCUGCAUGGAGCACAUGGACGGUGGCUCUCUGGACCAGGUGUUGAAAGAAGCCAAGAGAAUUCCAGAAGAAAUCCUGGGGAAGGUCAGCAUUGCGGUUCUACGGGGCCUGGCGUAUCUCCGGGAAAAGCACCAGAUCAUGCACCGAGAUGUGAAACCAUCUAACAUCCUCGUCAACUCCAGAGGGGAGAUCAAGCUGUGCGAUUUUGGGGUGAGCGGGCAGCUCAUCGACUCCAUGGCCAACUCCUUCGUGGGAACUCGAUCCUACAUGUCUCCAGAGCGAUUGCAAGGCACUCACUACUCUGUGCAGUCGGACAUCUGGAGCAUGGGCCUGUCCCUGGUGGAGCUGUCCAUCGGAAGGUACCCCAUCCCCCCACCAGAUGCCAAGGAGCUGGAAGCUAUAUUUGGCCGGCCCAUGGUCGAUGGGGCAGAAGGAGAGCCUCACAGCAUCUCACCUCGGCCAAGACCCCCCGGACGCCCCAUCAGUGGUCACGGGGUGGACAGUCGACCAGCUAUGGCUAUCUUUGAACUCCUGGACUAUAUUGUGAAUGAGCCUCCUCCUAAGCUGCCCAGUGGCGUCUUCACCCAGGACUUCCAGGAGUUUGUGAGUAAAUGCCUAAUUAAGAACCCAGCCGAACGAGCAGAUCUGAAGAUGCUCAUGAACCAUGGCUUCAUCAAACGGUCCGAGGUGGAAGAAGUGGAUUUUGCUGGCUGGUUGUGUAAAACGCUGCGUCUGAACCAGCCCAGCACGCCCACGCGUACCGCUGUGUGAUUCUGCUGGUGACCUGUCCAAAUCCUGUCCACCGCCCUUCCCACCCAGGACAGACCAGCUCCUCCCCUCCCUCUCCCACCGAGCCUCCGACAACGUGCACGCAGCGGAACAUUCACUUCCUCUUCCACCUGUCACAGCCUCAGGCUCUCUGGUCUCUGGGGAAGGGUGAUGCUGCCCAUGUUGUUGUCUCAGAACCUGCUUACUUAGGUUUAAAAAAAAAACAAAAAACAGGGAAACAAAAAGCAAACUGAACCCAU